GUUCAGGGCUGGUUCUCCGCUCGGCGAGAGAAAAAGACCAUGAUGAUCGCAUUUUUGCUCGUCGGCAGCCUGUUCAUCGCGGGGUGGUCCGUCAUGUUCGAUUCGAUGAUCUAUCGAUUUACGUUCGUGGACUGGCCAUUUUUUGGCUCCGUCACGGUCGCGUCCUUUGUCGUCAUGAUCCUCAGCAUGGUCUUCGGCUUAGCCUGUCGCGUCAAUUUUGGCAAGGGCUUAAGGGACUACCUCGACGCCAACAUGCAUAUGGCUCGCGCGAACGCAGAGCCGGACGUGUUCGAGCACCAGUCUUCGAAGAAGUGGACGGAAGACGACGAAGAGGCCGUCGACAGAUUCUUCUCCUUCCCGUCAAUUCCAUCCGUAUCUCAGCCAAUUCUUUGA
Molecule: messenger RNA, 393 nt
Organism: Heterobasidion irregulare TC 32-1
Lineage: Eukaryota; Fungi; Basidiomycota; Agaricomycetes; Russulales; Bondarzewiaceae
Exons: 2
Source: RefSeq, a predicted model, not a curated record